Parnassius apollo (apollo) is the source of this 1296-nucleotide messenger RNA. The record is from the annotation of a GenBank genome assembly. Lineage: Eukaryota; Metazoa; Arthropoda; Insecta; Lepidoptera; Papilionidae.
AUGAAUGACAAGCUCGUGGAAACUGUCCAUGCGGUCGGAGCUAAGUUCUGCAAGACCGGCCGCAGAAGAACACAAAAGCUCUCCGGUCACACUCUUAAUCUCAUGGCAGUUAGACUGCAGAUGAAUUUGCAAUCGUCAACAGAUUUGACAGCAUACAGGCAACUGAACAGACAGAUCUCCAAAUGCAUGCGGCGAGACUUAUGCAUAUUUAAUACUGCUCGUAUUGAAGAAGCGGUUGAGCGGAACCAGGGAUCCAAAGUCUUUGCCAGAGAUCUGUCUGCCAGAAAGAGCCAACUAUCAAAGCUUAAGACUGAGUGUGGCAGCAUCGUUUCCGGGACACCUGAGAUUCUGAGUGAGAGUGAGAGGUUCUAUGGGCAGCUGUACACAUCAUCGUUGGAGCCACACGCAAGUGUGAGUAACGAUCCAAGAGCGUGUAUCAUCCGACACUAUUCCGAUGAUAUCCCGGACGUCAGUCUGAGCGAGAUUAGAAUGGCUCUCCAGCACCUUAGAAACGGCAAGUCCCCGGGCGAGGAUGGAAUUACAGCGGAGCUUCUGAAAGCGGGUGGAAAACCGAAGUCCGAAGAGUACAGUCUGCCACUUUACAUGGCGAAAGUGGACUAUGAGAAAGCCUUUGAUUCCGACAAAAUUUGGGCGGUGCUACAGUCUCUUCAGCGGUUCCAAUUUGACUGCCGGUAUAUCGAAGUGCUGAAGUGUUUGUACAGUAGGGCUACGAUAGCUAUCCGAGUACAGAACCAGAGUACGAAACCUAUCCAACUGCAGAGAGGUGUAAGACAGGGUGACGUUAUUUCCCCGAAACUCUUCACCGCUGCAUUGGAAGACUUUUUCAAGCUACUGGACUGGAAAGGAUACGGUAUUAACAUCAAUGGCGAGUACAUCACUCACCUUCGAUUUGCCGACGAUAUAGUCCUUAUGGCGGAAACGCUGGAGGACUUAAGCACUAUGCUCAAUGACCUCAAUUGUGCCUCCCAACGGAUAGGUCUAAAGAUGAACAUGGACAAAACAAAGAUCAUGUUUAAUUUCCAUCUCACACCUAUGCCUGUAGUUGUUGGGAGCACUAAGCUUGAAGUUGUUGACGAGUACGUUUACCUGGGACAAAUAGUCCGGCUUGGUAAGUCCAACUUCGACCGAGAGAUCAAUCGACGGAUUCAACUCAGCUGGGCAGCGUUCGGGAAAUUACGACACAUCUUCUCGUCAGGUAUACAUCAAAACCUGAAAACUAAGUUGUACAUCCAGGCAAACGACAAAAUGCGUGUUGCCAGUGAUGGUAUAUUGUAA